UUGAAACGUUUCAAACAACAAGAUAARGAUUUUAAGRGAAAWAUUGCAUUUUUAAAAUAUCUUUUUAGAYAGAUUCAACACAAAUAAGUAUUUGAAUCCUGUUCAUGAUUUUAAACGAAUCGGUGGAUAUUUUACUUCGACUUGAGAAGCAAGAUGGACGACACAUCUGAGGAAUCUAAAAUGAAUGAGACAGAGACAAUAAAUGCCUUAAAGCAGACACAGGAUAAUGUGACAUUAGACAAGCAAUCUGAUUUGACAAGAAAUACAAAGAAAAGUGGUACACGUGUUUUUAUUGGAAGACGCACUGGCAAAACAAUAAAAGUGAACAAAUCCUUUAAUAUUGCAGAUUGUUUUCCUCCAGUUGAAGAAUCCGAUGAAGAAAAUUUAUCACCAAAAGAAAUACCCAAACCAGUUGAAAAACCAGCCAAGAGAAAGCAACAAGCCAAGAAAGCAGCAAAGCGUCAUUUCAUUGGAAGGUAA
This is a messenger RNA of Exaiptasia diaphana, 480 nucleotides long. RefSeq lists its product as uncharacterized. Lineage: Eukaryota; Metazoa; Cnidaria; Anthozoa; Actiniaria; Aiptasiidae. The transcript has 4 exons. The record is from RefSeq and is a predicted model, not a curated record. Bases 154 to 480 code for a protein of 108 amino acids.